This is a messenger RNA of Colletotrichum destructivum, 1011 nucleotides long. RefSeq names its product Putative short-chain dehydrogenase/reductase SDR, NAD(P)-binding domain superfamily. The record is from RefSeq and is a predicted model, not a curated record. NCBI's taxonomy places the organism in Eukaryota, Fungi, Ascomycota, Sordariomycetes, Glomerellales, Glomerellaceae. The transcript has 2 exons. The coding region runs from base 1 to 1011 and encodes 336 amino acids.
AUGUCUCUCGCAGCCUUUCGCAACUGGCGCACGCAGUUCUACCCUCCCAAGCCGACUUUCACGGAGGAGCACGUUGGGCCUCAGAACGGUCGCGUCUUCAUCGUCACGGGCGGCAACGCAGGCGUCGGCUUUGAGCUGGUCAAGAUCCUCUACACUACGGGUGCCACCAUUUACAUGGCAUCGCGUUCCAAGGAACGAGCCGAAAAAUCAAUCGAAACAAUCACAAGCGCCGCCUCGAAGCUCAAGAACCCCGGGUCAGUCAAGUUCCUACACCUGGACCUCAACGACCUGGACAUCGUCAAGUCUGCCGCCGCGUCCUUUGCGCAACAGGAGCCCAAGCUCGACGUCCUCUGGAACAACGCCGGCACGGGCGGCCUAGCACUGCCGGUCGGCUCCAGGACCAAGCAGGGCAUGGAGUCCAUGAUAGGCAUGCACUGCGUCGCCGCGCAGCUCUUCACGCACCUCCUGCUCCCCCAGCUCCGUGCCGCCGUGCCGGACGCCCCCCGGGGCUCGGUCCGCGUCGUGUGGACCUCGAGCUUCCUCGCGGACUCGCUCGCGCCCGCCAACGGCGUCGAGUUCGAGCUCCUCGAUAAGGGCACCAACGACCGCGCGCGCAACUACGCUCACUCCAAGGCCGGCAACUGGCUGCUCGGGCGCGAGAUGGCAACCCGCUACGGCGCCGAAGGCAUCGUGAGCGUCACCCAGAACCCCGGCAACCUGAAGGCGGGGUCGUACGUUGGGACCCCGGCCCUGGCCAUGUAUCUCUUCGAGCUGUUCCUCCUCCACGAGACGAAGCUUGGUGGCUACACGGAGUUGUACGCUGGGCUCUCGCCCGACAUCUCGCUCGAGAAUAACGGCGCCUACGUCAUCCCCUGGGGACGUGUGCGGCCGGACAAGGACUGCCCGAGGAAAGACAUUGUAAAUUCCAUGAGACCUGAAGCAGAGGGCGGGUCGGGCUACGCCCAAAAGUUCUGGGACUGGUGCGAGGAGCAAUGGAGGCCCUUUGUCUGA